GUCAUGAAAAUGACUUUACUUUGACGUCAUGCUAGAGUCAAGCGAUGAUCAUUUUUCAUCACGAAGUCUGAUCGUUUAUUGACGCUAAGAAUCAAAAUAAAGCCAUUUCGAGUUCUUUUUGUUGACUCUCUCUCGCGCGCGUCUUCUUUCGGGUGUCGUUCGCUCGGUGUGUGACGCUGCAUCUGUCGGAGCAGGGCCGAAGCCUCCGGAGGUGGAGGAUGCCUGCGUCAUCGUGUAUCAUCGGCGAGAUCGAUCCGUGAAACAUGAUCGCGCCGCUUUACUGUCCGCCGCGUUUUUCCGUCUCGUUCGCGCGCCCAGCAGUGACUCCUCGACGCAGCGCUAUUUUAAUGGAUGGAGAGAAAGAUUAUCAACGGAAGAAAGAUGCCCCGGGCGACGCUCCGUCGCCGGGCGCUGCCCCGUUCGCGUCAGGGGAGGAAACGGAUUGGGAGGGCAUGCUCAACACGGAGCGGCAGCGGGGUGAUCUCGGGGACAUGACGUUCUGCAUGGCCAACUAUCUGAAGGAGACUAUGAAGAUGAUGUUUAUGAUGCGCAGUCAUCAUAUGCUGACUGACGUGAUCCUGGAAGUUGGUACCGAACUGUUUCACGCGCAUAAAGUUAUUUUAGCAGCAGCUAGUCCCUACUUUAAGGCAAUGUUUACUGGAGGAUUAAAGGAAUGCGAGAUGACAAGAGUAAAGCUGCAAGGUGUCUGUCCAACUACGAUGGCUCGCUUAAUGUACUUCAUGUAUACUGGUCAAAUAAGAGUUACUGAGAUUACUGUAUGUUCACUGCUGUCAGCAGCUACCAUGUUCCAGGUUAGCAAUGUGAUAGAUGCAUGUAGUGUUUUUCUGGAAAGACAACUCGAUCCCACGAACGCGAUUGGCAUUGCCAAUUUUGCUGAGCAGCAUGGUUGCCACGAUCUGUAUCAUAAGGCAAAUCAAUUCAUUGUUCAACACUUCAACCAGAUAUGCCAGGAGGAGGAGUUUUUGCAACUAUCCGCCAUACAAUUGGUGACGCUCAUCAGAAAGGAUGAGUUGAAUGUACAGGAGGAAAGAGAGGUUUACAACGCCGUGUUGAAGUGGGUGAAGUAUAACGAGGAAGCGAGGCGCCCUAAGAUGGAACAUAUACUGCACGCGGUACGCUGCCAAUAUCUUACGCCGAACUUUCUGCGGGAGCAAAUGAAAAAUUGCGACGUGCUAAAGAAGGUGCCAGCGUGUCGCGAGUAUCUAGCGCAGAUUUUUAAAGACUUGACGUUGCAUAAGAAGCCGGUUGUGAAAGAGCGUACGCCUAACACGCGGCGAGUAAUAUAUAUCGCUGGCGGUUUCUUCAAGCACUCCCUCGACGUUCUGGAAGGCUACAACGCCGACGAAAAAACGUGGACGCAACACGCGAAGCUCAUCGUUCCUAGGUCUGGUUUGGGUGGUGCGUUCCUUAAAGGGAUGUUCUACGCAGUUGGUGGGAGACACAAUUCACCGGGAAGCAGGUAUGACAGCGACUGGGUUGACAGGUAUAAUCCAAUGACGGAUCAAUGGCGACCAUGCAGCCCGAUGUCAGUACCGAGAAACAGGGUCGGGGUUGCCGUUAUGGAUGGCCUGUUGUAUGCUGUGGGUGGCAGCGCAGGCAUUGAAUACCACAAUAGUGUCGAAUGCUAUGACCCGGAUCAAGAUACGUGGACUAGUGUGAAACCCAUGCAUAUCAAGAGAUUAGGCGUAGGAGUAGCGGUAGUAAAUAGAUUGCUCUACGCGAUCGGUGGCUUUGAUGGCAAGAACAGGCUCAGUUCGGUGGAAUGUUAUCAUCCUGAGAAUGACGAAUGGACAAUGGUAUCGCCUAUGAAGUGCAGUCGUUCAGGAGCUGGUGUGGCCAGUUUAGGCCAGUAUAUAUACGUUAUAGGCGGAUACGACGGGAAAUCGCAAUUGAAUUCGGUAGAGAGGUACGAUACAGAACACGACAUAUGGGAAAACGUCAGCAGCGUCACCAUUGCUCGCAGUGCUCUUAGCGUCACCAUUCUUGAUGGCAAACUAUACGCAAUGGGAGGAUACGAUGGUACGACGUUUUUAAAUAUAGUAGAAAUUUACGACCCGACCCAGGAUCAAUGGGUCGAGGGAGUACCUAUGACAUCAGGAAGAUCCGGCCAUGCUAGUGCAGUGUCAUAUUAUCAGUGUCCUAUACAUUGUGAUCAUUUGGAUUAUAAUAUCUCGCUAGAGAAACCACCGUCGUGAUACACGGAACUGAUACGUGACAUUCAAAAACAAAGAUAGUCAAAUUUUUUUAUUUGCGAAACAAAAUGGAACUUCAAAAUACAGUGCGAAACAAAGUUCCAUACAUUGGAACUGUGUGAUAUAAAGUGGAAAGAAAAUGAUGCAUAUAGAUUUUCCUUCAAUCGUUCGUAAUUGAAUUGAGAAGUGUAUAUCUAAUACUUACCCUGAUAACGAAGCCUAUGUAUGCAGAAAUAGAUUUGGAGUAGAGCCUGCUGUCAGAUCAUGUCAGCAAACUCUGCUACAAAACAUGUUAGUAAAUGUUGUCGUCAAAUCCAUAGCCAAAUGCGGACACAGGUGGCUAUGGUUUUGCAGUCAAAAUGUAAUCGAGUUUGCUGCCACUUUACGCGCAAACAUUUUGCCCAUUUGUGGCAACAUUUUGCUAUCAGGGUAGACGAUAUGCUACACGUGUCAGCCAUCGGACCAUAUUUAAUUGACUAAAAAAUUGUAAUUAAACGACAAAAAGCGCUUUCUCGACAAAGGGAAAUAAUUUUUAUUAUUUUACAAUUUAUCGAAG
Cyphomyrmex costatus is the source of this 2769-nucleotide messenger RNA. RefSeq names its product kelch like ECH associated protein 1 (gene Keap1). Gene Ontology annotation, molecular function: protein binding. Bases 264 to 2216 code for a protein of 650 amino acids. The transcript has 7 exons. Lineage: Eukaryota; Metazoa; Arthropoda; Insecta; Hymenoptera; Formicidae. The record is from RefSeq and is a predicted model, not a curated record.